AUGGCAGAAGAGUACUUUCAAGGCGAGGUUUGUGGAGGAAACUGGUGGAAUUCAUCCAGAAAUAUAUUAUGUUCUACCCGGUGUUCAUCCAAUAUCAAUGAAAUUGCAAACUUUGGAUGGCCUAAUGAUAUGAUCAUGAACCUGAAUACAAGGUCUAACGACGACUCGGGUUCACCUUCUGAUGGCUCUAUAGUACUCCAAGAUGUUCAAAUACCUCAGCAAUCAGACUCAGAAUUCAUUGCCAAUGGCAACAUAUCAAUGGAUCCACCCCUACAAAAGAUGGGGUACGAAAUUUCAUCAUCAACACCUGAUAAUUGGAACCAAGACAUUUACCAUGAAAAUGGAAGAUUAUCUCAGGGAAAUUGUGCUCUUAUACUGCAAGACAACUUAGAUUCAAGCAUGAAUUAUCUGCAACAAACUUGGAUGAACUGUCCACAGAUCCAAAAGGACUGGAAUUCCAAGAACUGGGGCCAAGAUUCUUCCAUUUACACGUUGUUGAAAUCUUUAUGUGAUACAGAUUCUCAGCCACAUAAUUCCUCGUUAGAUAACCGGGCAAUGAACUAUCAAUCUCCUUACCAGAAGUACGCAACCUUGUUGACUGCCACGGCUGCAUCUUUGAAUGAUAUUCGAGCAAGUUUACUCUCUCCAACACAGUCCCAGUUCCCCUUAUCAAAUAUCAACGCGAAACCUAAUCUUCUUAAGGGCGUCGAUAAAGAAAAAAGAGGGUUAAGCUCAGUGGCAAAGAAAACCAGCAGCGAAGCCGCAUUAAAGCGUCCAAGAAUUGAAACACCGUCGCCAUCACCAACCUUUAAGGUCCGAAAAGAGAAGCUAGGGGACCGAAUCACUGUCCUCCAACAGUUGGUUUCACCUUUCGGAAAGACCGAUACUGCCUCAGUUCUCCAGGAAACAAUUGAAUACAUCAAGUUUCUUCAUGAUCAAGUCAGUGUAUUAAGCACUGCCUACUGGAAAAAUGGAUCGUUUGUUGAACGUCAACAGGCUGCCGAUAAACAAGACCUAAAAAGCUGGGGACUUUGCCUUGUGCCAAUAUCAAGCACAUUCCCAGCUGCUGCUGAGACUGCAACUGACUUUUCGACGCCUACCUUUGGAUGA
Molecule: messenger RNA, 1110 nt
Organism: Fraxinus pennsylvanica
Lineage: Eukaryota; Viridiplantae; Streptophyta; Magnoliopsida; Lamiales; Oleaceae
Source: the annotation of a GenBank genome assembly